AAUCCUGCAGUCUCUCAAACUGCACCAGAUCCUGAGGUCAGAAACCUCCCGUUACUUGUGACAGGUGUUAAUGUACGAUGAAAUCUCUUCUUCGCCAAAAACUCCAUCCUCAGUCAAUCCUCGCCACCGCUUCAGUACACAUCAUGCUGACCCAAACUCUCCUCUUCGUUGUUGUCACUACGGCGCUCGCCUCGCCCGUUCCCUCAAAGGUCCUCUACGACCAGCGGCAAGAAGGUGAGUGGAACGUCCAUGCAGAUUUGAGGAAUUUUGUUAUUAUGGUCAUCCCGACACAAACCUCCUCGAGCACGCCGUCCACUGGUGGUUUACUUGACUUCUUCGUCAAGUCUUUACCAAAAAGGUCCCAAUUGAAAAAUCUUGAAAAGAAAGGAGUUCCGGGAGAAGAGACUCUGCAUUUUAUCGAGUCCAAAACGGCUCCAUAUCAUGUAGACAUCAGCAGAAGUAAAAGCCAGUUGGCGAGACUUCAUCCUGACGUGCCUGCUGUGGUCAAUGCUGAAGAAAUUGUCAUAGCAAAAUCGCCCACUAUUGAGCUAGUCAAGGACGAAAAUCCUCAUCCAAGAGUAGCCAGAGCUUUUCUACUUACAGUUCCACAAGACGAAGAAUUCGAGAAGAAGAAAGAUGGGAAGAAAAAGAAGGAAAUUUCAAAGUCGGUUCUUAAGCUUUUGGGGGCCGAAAAUGACGAGGAGUGCGGACCUGGACUUGCCAGAGACUUGGAAGGAGUCUGCAGAACAAUCAAGCAAUAACUCUUGUCCCAAAUCCUUUAUGUAUUUAUUUUUUUAUAAAUAAAAUAUUUUGUAAUUAA
Molecule: messenger RNA, 820 nt
Organism: Tribolium madens (black flour beetle)
Lineage: Eukaryota; Metazoa; Arthropoda; Insecta; Coleoptera; Tenebrionidae
Exons: 1
Coding region: 78-761 (227 amino acids)
Source: RefSeq, a predicted model, not a curated record